Messenger RNA from Xyrauchen texanus (razorback sucker), 3787 nucleotides. RefSeq names its product ATPase family AAA domain-containing protein 3-like. Gene Ontology annotation, biological process: mitochondrion organization. The coding region runs from base 93 to 1946 and encodes 617 amino acids. Gene Ontology annotation, molecular function: ATP binding; zinc ion binding; ATP hydrolysis activity. The transcript has 16 exons. The record is from RefSeq and is a predicted model, not a curated record. Lineage: Eukaryota; Metazoa; Chordata; Actinopteri; Cypriniformes; Catostomidae. Gene Ontology annotation, cellular component: mitochondrion.
GGUGCGUGUCACAGAGUGCGCAUGCGCGGAGGGACACGCGUGUAGCGACUGUGUGAUCGGUUCUCCGGUGGUAUAGCAGCUCUCUGCGGAUCAUGUCGUGGCUGUUCGGGCUCAAUAAAGGUCAGGGUGGCGCUCCGCCGGAGGGUCCGGUACCGCCCGCUCCUCCUCCGCCGCCCGCCGGGUCUGGCUCGGGCUCCGGUGACAAACCGAAGGACAAAUGGAGCAACUUCGACCCCACCGGGCUGGAGCGAGCGGCGCAAGCGGCCAAAGAUCUCGACCGAUCCCGUCAUGCCAAAGAGGCGCUGGAUCUGGCGCGCAUGCAGGAACAAUCGGUUCAGAUGGAGCACCAGAGUAAAAUGAAGGAGUACGAGGCGGCUGUGGAGCAGCUGAAAGGAGAUCAGAUUCGUGUUCAAGCGGAAGAACGCAGAAAAACUCUGCAUGAGGAAACCAAACAGCAUCAGGCGAGAGCUCAAUAUCAGGAUAAACUCGCCCGCCAGCGAUACGACGACCAGCUGCGACAGCAGCAACACCUGAAUGAAGAGAACCUGCGCAGACAAGAGGAGUCGGUCCAGAAACAAGAGGCCAUGAGGAAAGCUACCAUCGAGCACGAGAUGGAACUGCGACACAAGAACGAGAUGUUGCGCGUGGAGGCGGAGUCUAAAGCUCGCGGUCGCGUGGAGAGAGAAAAUGCUGACAUCAUCCGCGAACAGAUCCGACUGAAAGCAGCUGAGCACCGACAGACGGUCCUGGAGUCUAUACGUACGGCAGGUGCCGUGUUCGGAGAAGGAUUCAGAGCGUUUAUAUCUGACUGGGACAAAGUCACGGCAACGGUGGCGGGACUGACGCUGCUGGCGGUGGGCGUUUACACCGCGCGGAACACGACCGCUGUGGCCGGGCGAUACAUCGAGGCUCGAUUAGGAAAACCAUCGUUAGUACGAGAAACUUCACGAAUCACCGUGGUUGAAGCGUUAAAGCACCCGGUCAAGAUGGUGAAGCGGUUGAAGAGUAAACCGCAGGACGCGCUCGAGGGAGUCGUGCUCAGUCCGUCUCUGGAAGCGCGUGUGCGUGACAUCGCCAUCGCCACGAGAAACACGCGUCAGAAUCGAGGACUGUAUCGUAAUAUUCUGAUGUACGGCCCACCGGGGACGGGAAAAACACUCUUCGCCAAGAAGCUGGCGGUGCACUCUGGGAUGGAUUACGCGAUCAUGACUGGCGGUGACGUUGCUCCGAUGGGUCGUGAUGGAGUGACGGCGAUGCACAAAGUGUUUGAUUGGGCGGGAACCAGCGGCCGCGGGUUGCUGCUGUUUGUGGAUGAAGCUGAUGCAUUCCUGCGCAAGAGAUCGACUGAGAAGAUCAGUGAAGAUCUGCGAGCGACUCUAAACGCAUUCCUGUAUCGCACCGGAGAACAGAGUAAUAAGUUUAUGUUGGUGUUGGCCAGUAAUCAGCCGGAGCAGUUUGAUUGGGCGAUAAACGACAGAAUCGAUGAGAUCGUGAAUUUCACGCUGCCGGGAGCGGAGGAGAGAGAGAGACUCGUGCGGCUGUACUUUGACCGAUACGUGCUUGAACCCGCCACCGGAGGACGCCAGAGGUUGAAACUCGCUCAGUUUGAUUACGGUGUGAAGUGUUCGGAGAUCGCCAGUCGUGUGAAGGGAAUGUCUGGACGAGAGAUCUCCAAACUAGGAGUCGCUUGGCAGGCGGCGGCGUACUCCUCAGAGGACGGCGUGCUCACAGAAGCGAUGAUUGACGCGCGAGUCGACGACGCGAUCCGUCAGCACCGACAGAAGAUGGACUGGCUGCACGGUGAGGGUGUUCUGGAUAAUGAGGGGCGACCGCUGAACCCAGAGGCCACUAGUAAAUCCAGUAAGAGCAGCUUCACGCCACCGCCACAGGAAGUGACAUCAGAGCAAAAAGCCGAGGGCAAGAGCACUGAAGGCACGCCAGUUUAACCGUGUCAAACUUCAGCGUCUGUUUCAAGAGAGUGAUCCGUGUGUGUCUGUGAGGAAGAUGUUCUCUGUGUAAAUGACACUUAAAACUGUUAAUAAUCACAAAUACUGAAAACAUGAAAUGAGAUGGAAAAUGUUUUAAUGUCGACAGUAAAACAGUUUUCGUUUCUGAUGACUCAUGAUGUGUUCUUCAUGUAGAAAUGGUAAAACUUCACACUUGUUGCAUGUAAUCAAAGGUUUAAAAACAUUAACAGUAAUUCCAACAUGUACUGCUGCAUUUUAAACAUUAAAGUUGUUACUAGUCAUCAUGAACUUUGCAAAUGUAGAAAUUCAGUCAGAAUUAAUAAAUGCCUUAAAGGUGUUUGAGUAUCUCAGCGAGUCUUGACGCUGACUAUCACCGCUGGAGUCGUGCUGAGUGACUCCAGUCAGGUCUCCUUAGCAACCAAAUUGUCCUGGUUGCUAGGGAGGGUAGAGUCACAUGGGGUAACCUCCUCGUGGUGGUGAUUAGUGGUUCUCUCAAUGGGGCGUGUGGUGAGUUGUGUGUGGAUCGUGGAGAGUAGCAUGAGUCUCCACAUGCUGUGAGUCUCCGCGGUGUCAUGCACGACGAGUCAGCGUGAUCAGAUGCGCCGAUUGACGGUCUCAGAAGUGGAGGUGACUGAGACUCAUCCUCCACCACCCGGAUUGAGACGAGUAACCGCACCACCACAAGGACCUGCUAAGUAGUGGAAAUUCCAACAUUGGAAUAAAAUAAAUAAAUGCCACAAAUAUAUUGAUUGUGUUUGAUGCUUUACAUAUGUGAACAUAUAGAACCUUAUUGUAAACAUGUUACCGUUGAAUUUGACCAAUAUAUAUUUGUUUUUUGAUCAGAUCUGUUUAGCAGAUGCAUUUAUUAUUACACCUGAUAUUAAAGGAAUAUUUCGGGUUCAAUGGAAGUUCAGCUCAAUCAGUGUUAUAAUGUUGAUCACCACAAACAUUCAUUUCGGCUCGUCCCUCCUUUAAAUGUGUGUUCCAGUGAGACACUUCCAAUGCAAGUCAAUGGGGUUUAAUCUGUACACAUUAAAAUACUGUUUCACAAGUCACAAGACAUAAACAAUAUGUGUGUUAACAUGAUACUGUCAUUAAAUCACUCACUGACCACAUGUGUGUGAAGAUAGAGACAAUGUUACAACUUCAUUGCUGUAAACCCUAAAACGACUCCGUCACAUUUCUGACUUUAAACCUCCAAAAACUGCCCCAUUGACUUCCAUUGUAAGUGUCUCACUGGAACACAUUUGUGCUUUAUUAAAGGAGGAAUGAGAUGAAAUUAAUUGUGUUAAUAAGCAUUAUAACACAAAUGCUGCUGAGUAAUAUUCCACCCGAGAACACGCUCGAGUUCACAUGUUGCAUUCUCAAGAGUUCCCACAAGGGGCGCUAUCCCCCUUAUCCUGAGCGCGGCAAGGAUGAACAAACUGUCAUGAGAGCAAGAGAUGGAGAAUAAUCUUUCUUCACAUUUAUAAACUGUUCACGUGUUUAUUGUAGCUACCUGAAUAAUAUCGUCCUGUUUGGCAUUGGUGGACAGGUCCCGUCACGCGUGUGCACUGACAAAACAUUCACAUUUCAGAACUUGCGUGUGUUUCUGGCCGUAAACGAUUUAUGAUUGAAAUGAAACGGAUUGACUCACUAUCAAACAUCACCGUAACAUCAAAAUCCCCAAAAACACAUCUGACCUCAAGCUCCUUUACUAAAGAUUACCAGCAUGCUGUGUGUUUCUUGACACGGUUACCUGAUACACAAGUACGGGGAGCUGUAGACCCUACAAAACACAAACCCGUGAAACACCACAAGCAAAACAGUCAUCGAAGACU